Fukomys damarensis (Damara mole-rat) is the source of this 1789-nucleotide messenger RNA. RefSeq lists its product as uncharacterized. Gene Ontology annotation, cellular component: membrane. The transcript has a single exon. Gene Ontology annotation, molecular function: G protein-coupled receptor activity. The coding region runs from base 725 to 1678 and encodes 317 amino acids. NCBI's taxonomy places the organism in Eukaryota, Metazoa, Chordata, Mammalia, Rodentia, Bathyergidae. Gene Ontology annotation, biological process: G protein-coupled receptor signaling pathway. The record is from RefSeq and is a predicted model, not a curated record.
GCGAGUCCUGGGCUGAGGUGGAAACCCUGGGCAGUGCAGAUCACAUCCAUGGCCCCAGCAUGGAGCACUUCCUUCCACAGCUACUGUGGGACGUCUCUGUGACCGGCCCUGCUCCCAGUGGCUGAGGUCUUCACGGGAUCACGUGACACGGACCCCUGCUGGCCCAGGCGCAGUGGCUGUGGGAGAGGAAGGAGCGGCACAGUGAUCAGAAGCAAGUGCCCAGUGUGGAGUUCCCAGGGGAGCCGUGGGGCGGGGCUGCACUGUAACAUGGGUGAGGGGUGCAGGUCAGGGACCUGGGAGGAGGGAGUUGGGGUGUAAGCCUGCACCACGGUACGUUCAAGGGCACGUGCUGGCACCUAAGGUGCGGGAGGGAGGGUGGGAGGAGGGAGAAGGCAGCGGAAGAGAGGCUGGGCAGGUGACUGUGUCCACUGCUCUGUGCCCACUUCCGGCCUGGGAGCCGCCUCCCCCCGUGCGAGGUCACCCUGGGCUUCUGAGCAGAGGGCCCCUCGGCCUGGGUCUUGGGGCCAUUCCUGGGGCGGAAUGGGGCUGAGGACCCUCAGAGGGGGCUGUGGUCCAGGAAGGACGCGUUCCUGGGCAGGGCCGCCAGCGCUGGCACACGCUGUCAGGGAGGUCCAGGGACAGGGGGUGGCCUGGACACGGGGUGAGGUGGACAGAGGGUCCAGGUGAGCCAGGUUCCCGAGGGCGGCACGGUGCCGUGUGGGACAUGGGGACAGUGGUGAGGGGAGGGGACGGGGACGAGAACGGAGACCCGGUGACCCGAGAGGAGGGGCGAGAGAGAGGGAGGACCCGGGCGCCACGUGGAGGGCUCCCUAAGGAACGCGUGACGGCCGCUCCUCAGCUCCUGUCCCGGUCAUCACCGCCUUCCCUGCUCCGCCGUUUGCUCCCUGGCUGCGCUGUCUGUGUCCCCUCUGCUGGUGGCCGUCAGGGUCAGCGCAGGGCUGGCAAGGCCGCGCCCUGCACACGUGUGAGCUGGAGGACGCUGGCUGGACGGGCGCGAGAGGAGGCCACGGGGACGCCGUGCCCGGCUCGUCCCAGGCGAGUUUGUGCGAUGAUUCUCUGCACGGGGUCCUUGCUGCGUGGACGUCCCCAGGCCCAGCUGACCUCACAAUGGGCUAUUUUAAUUCUACGCCGACCCCCUGGAAAGGGACAGAUGAAGUCACCACGAAUUCCGACCUGCUGCAUGCAUCCAGGCUGGGAAGAUCAUCUCCACUCUUGGGGCAUCUCCCUCCUGGGGCUGGGGGCCAACGGCCUCGUCCUGUCCCUCCUGCUCUUCUCCAUCGGGUGGCACCGCUUCUCUGUCUUUCUUUUACACCUGGCUCUGGCUGACUUUAUCUUCCUCGCCUGUCUGGUUUUGGAGUUCACGCAACAGAUACUUCAGUAUUUUCGUGACAUAAAGUUUCAUCUUCCAUACGUGGAGGCGUUCCUCGGCGCGUCCUACACGGUGGGGCUCCGCCUGCUGACCUUCAUCAGCGUGAGCCGCGGCCGGCCCGUCUUCUUCCCCAUCCAGUACCGGCUGCACUCUCCGAAGUACUGGCCCGCCGUCCUGUGUGUUCUCACCUGGGUCUUGGCCAUUUCCCUAACUGUGCUGCAGAAAAUGAUCUGUCGGCUUCCUUCUCGAACACAUCCCUCAUUUGGUCACCCCUGUUAUAUAGGGUGAUCUCUGUUUCUUGUCAUUCUUCUGUCUGUAACACUACUGUGCGUCGUGGUUACGUGGAUCAGAAUCCAGUGCAGCUCCCGCGUGCGUCCACCCCGCAUGUUGUACAUCAUC